Heterostelium album PN500 is the source of this 537-nucleotide messenger RNA. RefSeq lists its product as uncharacterized. The record is from RefSeq and is a predicted model, not a curated record. NCBI's taxonomy places the organism in Eukaryota, Evosea, Eumycetozoa, Acytosteliales, Acytosteliaceae. The coding region runs from base 1 to 537 and encodes 178 amino acids. The transcript has 2 exons.
AUGAAAGCAGUAGGUUCUGCAGUUGGAUCAAAAGUAGGAAGCUCAGUAGCUUCCUCUUUCUUACCUAAAUCCGAAUUAAUGAUCAAAGCUGGAAAGUAUGCUGGUAUUGCAACUGGUUGCCUGUUGGUUGCUUUAGGUAUUUUAAUUAUAUUCUUUAGUCAUUGGAUUGUUGGACCAAUCUCUAUUGCAUUGGGUGGAUUCAUGCUGAUAUUGGAAAUUGGCACAUUCAUUUUGGUGAGAGUCAAGUUUUUGGCAAUGGUUUUCGACUACAAGAUUCGUGGUCCCAUUUACAUAUUGUUUUGUAUACCACCAUUCUUCACAGUGUACACCAUUGCACCAGCACUUGGAUGUAUCAUCACCGGUGGUAUCUAUGCUGUUCUCGGUUGGAUAAAGAAUGAAUCCGCUGCCUAUCCAGAGGCUAUGCCACAACGUGAUGCCGAAGAGGCUCGUGGUGCAAAGAAAUCGUCGCUCUCAUCUCAAGGUGAAGCUCCAGGUCAAGAUACUGGAAGACCAAAAUCUGGUUUCUUUGGAAAAUAA